CUCGCGAUAUUUCUACGAAUGAUUUAAAAGGCGCAUGCGCAAAAGACCAGAAAGGCGUUGCGGCGUAACUCCCCGCGAAAAGGAGAUAAAUAGCGCAUGCGCGUCCUUUGUCUUUCCUUCUGCAUCGGUUCGGAGAGAAAAUGUCACAUCGCAAAUUUUCAGCUCCUAGGCAUGGCUCUUUGGGCUUUCUGCCACGCAAACGUAGUUCUCGCCAUCGAGGAAAAGUGAAGAGCUUUCCUAAAGAUAAUCCUAGCCAGCCUAUCCAUCUCACUGCAUUUCUUGGAUACAAGGCAGGCAUGACCCACAUUGUCCGAGAAGUUGAUAGAGUUGGGUCCAAGGUGAACAAGAAAGAAGUUGUGGAAGCAGUUACUGUGGUGGAAACCCCACCUAUGGUCAUCGUUGGGAUUGUUGGCUAUGUGCAAACUCCCCGUGGCCUUCGCACCUUCAAGACUGUGUUUGCGGAGCACAUCAGUGAUGAGUGCAAGCGUCGUUUCUACAAGAACUGGCAUAAGUCCAAGAAGAAGGCCUUUACCAAGUACUGCAAGAAGUGGCAGGAUGAAGAAGGCAAGAAACAGCUGGAGAAAGACUUCAACAGCAUGAAGAAGUAUUGCCAGGUCAUCAGGGUUAUUGCCCAUACUCAGAUGCGCAUGCUUCCACUCCGACAAAAGAAAUCUCACCUGAUGGAGAUCCAGGUGAAUGGUGGCACCGUAGCUGAGAAGGUGGAAUGGGCCCGAGGAAAGCUGGAACAGCAGGUGCCUGUGUCCACCGUCUUUGGCCAGGAUGAAAUGAUAGAUGUCAUUGGAGUCACUAAGGGCAAGGGAUAUAAAGGAGUCACUAGCCGAUGGCAUACAAAAAAAUUGCCCCGCAAAACUCAUAGGGGUCUACGUAAAGUAGCUUGCAUUGGUGCAUGGCAUCCUGCUCGUGUGGCUUUCUCUGUGGCUCGUGCUGGUCAGAAAGGGUACCAUCAUCGUACAGAAAUCAAUAAAAAGAUCUACAAGAUUGGACAAGGUUACCAGAUCAAAGAUGGCAAGCUAAUAAAAAACAAUGCUUCAACAGAAUAUGAUCAAUCUGACAAGAGCAUUAACCCUCUGGGUGGAUUUGUCCAUUAUGGUGAAGUUACCAAUGAUUUCAUUAUGUUGAAAGGAUGUGUUGUUGGGACCAAGAAGAGAGUUCUCACUCUGCGCAAGUCCUUGCUUGUGCAGACCAAACGUCGGGCCCUGGAGAAGAUUGUCCUGAAGUUUAUUGAUACUACUUCCAAAUUUGGCCAUGGCCGUUUCCAGACAGCAGAAGAGAAGAAAGCUUUCAUGGGACCACUCAAGAAAGACCGUAUUGCCAAAGAGGAGACUGCUUAAUAUCUGGCAUAUUGUGAUUUUCAUCUGUAGUUUAUAAUAAAGCUACAAAUCAAAGCC
Molecule: messenger RNA, 1409 nt
Organism: Crotalus tigris (Tiger rattlesnake)
Lineage: Eukaryota; Metazoa; Chordata; Lepidosauria; Squamata; Viperidae
Gene: RPL3
Product: ribosomal protein L3
Exons: 10
Coding region: 141-1352 (403 amino acids)
Biological process (GO): ribosomal large subunit assembly; translation
Cellular component (GO): cytosolic large ribosomal subunit; ribosome
Molecular function (GO): RNA binding; structural constituent of ribosome
Source: RefSeq, a predicted model, not a curated record